AUGGGUGGCAUGAAUCGGGCAGCGUCCUUGGCAACGUUGGCGAUUGUAUGCCUCGUCUUCUUUGUGGACAUUGCGAACCUGGGCAUGGCCAAUAUCGCCCUGCCCACAAUCCAGAAGGAUCUUGGUUAUAAUGACGGAACGCGGCAAUGGGUUCUGACUGCCUACCAACUGACGUUUGGUGGCUUUCUUAUGGCAGGCGGCCGGCUAGGCGAUAUCUUCGGCCACAAAUAUGUCCUCCUGGCGGGCAUGACACUUUUCAACGCAGCGACUCUGGUCUGCGCCCUUGUCAAUGACCAGAUUGGGCUUAUCAUUGGCAGGGCCUUCCAAGGUAUUGCAGCAGCGUUGACAAUUCCUUCAGCGCAGUCACUAGUUGCCCUGUCAUUUAGUGACCCUAAAGCGCGUGUCAAGGCUUUCAGCGCAUGGGGCGCUUGUGGCUCGACUGGCUUUGUGUUUGGUCCGAUCUUUGGCGGCUUGUUUACUUCACUUGUCACAUGGCAAUGGAUCUUCUGGCUUUCUCUUAUCGUUGAAGGAGCCCUCGAAAUUGCAGCUCUUGCUCUCUUAUUUACGAAAAACCUGCCUGAUGAAAGCGCAGUAAGAGAUAAUGAUAGUAGCAAAUGGUCCAACUUACACAUCCGGAUCGAUAUUCUUGGGACCUCUAUAUCCGUGGCAGCAUUGAUCCUUCUUGUCUACGGCCUGACGACUGCUAAUAUCCAUGGUUGGGACCAAGUAGACGUUAUUACAACACUAGUUAUUGCUGUCGUAUUAUUUUUUGUGUUUGUUCUCGUCGAGCUUAAGGUCUCCUCUCAUCCCAUCCUGCCUGAUUAUUUAUGGGGUGACAGGAUAAAGGUUCUGGGAUGUGUGGUUGCAGCACUGACAUAUGCUGUCUGGCAAGGAUCAAAUUACUUGCUAACUCUUCAGCUGCAGAACUUCGGCUUUUCUGCUCUAUCAACAGCGCUUCGCUUCCUGCCCUUGGGAAUAACUGCCUGCGUUGUUAAUUUCGUCAUCCCCAUGCUCCUCGCACCUGUCGGCGCCCGCAAGCUACUCAUUGCGAGCUGGCUUCUUGCCCUGGCUGGGUUAAUUCUUCUGACCCGAAUGGGCGCAGGCGAGGAUUACUGGCGGCUUUGUCUCCCCGGUAUGAUCUUGUACAUAGCCGGGAUUGGAACGGUAUAUUUUGUGGGAAAUGUGAGUGUUGUUGCAACGGCGAACAAAGAGCACCAGGGGACUGUGUCUGGUGUUUAUAAUAUGUUCCUCAACGUCGGCGGUGCAACCCUAGGUGUCGCGGUUUUGACAGUUAUUUCUGAUUCAGUUGCCACGAAGUACGGCGGAAAAAAUGAUACACAGGCUCUCUUGGAGGGCUAUAGAGCUGGAUACUAUGGCGCCAUUGCUAUGAUAGCAAUUGGAUUUGUGGUUUCCUUUUUCUUUGCAGCACCUGCCGAGAAAAACGAAGAUGAAGGAGGUAACAAUGCAACGCCCACCGAGAUGAAUAACAAAGCCGGAGAAGGCAACAAAACAAAUGAUGGAAAGGAUGACAAGCAAUCAUCACCGAUUUCUGAUCCUAGCGCCGAUGGAGAAGAGGAUGGAAAGGCUGAAAAAACCGUUUCACCUGGAGUCAUGGAAGGGACCUCUAAAGUUAGUGAACCAACCAACUAGAAGAUGUCCAAUGAUUCAGCUAUCGUAAGGAUGGUUUUUACCUCUUAUGGGAGCUGAAAUGUGAUCAAUUGAGAAAUUUGACCAGGAGAAUGCGCAUAUGAUUUCAGAAUUCACACUCUAUCCCAUAGGAGUAUCCGAUUAUACCUACAGUGAAUUUAACUAAGCGCGGAG
This is a messenger RNA of Aspergillus homomorphus CBS 101889, 1821 nucleotides long. Its product is annotated as MFS transporter. Gene Ontology annotation, cellular component: membrane. The record is from RefSeq and is a predicted model, not a curated record. NCBI's taxonomy places the organism in Eukaryota, Fungi, Ascomycota, Eurotiomycetes, Eurotiales, Aspergillaceae. Bases 1 to 1650 code for a protein of 549 amino acids. Gene Ontology annotation, biological process: transmembrane transport. Gene Ontology annotation, molecular function: transmembrane transporter activity. The transcript has 8 exons.